GCCGGCGGCGCGUGGCGGGGAGGCGCUCGAGGGGUCCUUCAUGGUGCCCUACCAGGGGGCUCUCUACCGAGUCCACUACUCCUCGGGGGAGACCCGGUGCUUCCUCUGCCGGGCGAUGGGGCACGUCCGGAGGGACUGUCCCUUGGCCCGGUCGGGGGAGGCGUCCGGGACCUCCGGGGCCCGUGAGGACAUUGGCCCCACCACCGCCAGCCCCCCUGGUAGUCUGGCCUCCGCGGCCGCCCCUCCUCCAACCGACGGCCCUGCUCGGGAGCCGGAGGCGCCCCCUCCGACGUGCCCGAGCGGGCAGGCGGGCCCCGCCUCUACUCAAUCUGUCCCUGCGGGGCCCGAGGAGGAGAGGGUGGCGCGGUUGCCGCCGGGCAAGGGAGAGGGCCCUCCCCAGGUGGAGGUAUCCCCCUCCUUCCCUCCUUUGCCACAACGCCCUCCCCGAAAAUCAAACGUGCCCCCCAGCCUUGCCCCUGCUGACCAGCCCUCCACCUCCACCUCGGAGGACUGGACGCUCGUCCGGGGGAAGCGCAAAGCCCGCCGUUCGCGGGCUUCCUCUCCCCCCUCCGAUGCGGAGGGCGGGAAGGCCCCCCGAAAGAUCCCGAGGGGGGCCAGCGCUGUCAAAAUCCCCCCCGGCGAGCGUCAGCAGGAGGCGCCGGCCGAGGAAGCCGUGGCAGCGAGGGGGGACAACCAUGUCCCCCCUGAGGAGCCUAUCCACGAGGAGGCCUCUGAUGGAGCCCCCCCGGCCCAGGCUCCAAUUGCCCCCCCUUCCGUCCCCGCCGAGGUAAUUGGUGCCUUGGUGGCCGGAGGGGAAGGCUCCGGGGCCGAGGGGAUGGAGUUGAGCUCCAUCUUUGAGGAGAUCGAGGCCCUGGGUCUGACCCCGCUCACCCAGGGGGAGGACGACCCUCCGCCAGCGGGCCUCGGUCUGGGCGGCGACUCCGUGGCGCCGCCCCCUCCUCUCCCCAACCCCGUGUCCCAGGUGGCCGACCCCAUCCUCACGCUCGGGGCACCCCUGAUACUGCCCACUGGCCCGGCCGACUCGAGCGCCGGAACGGAUGCUGCCGAGCCCCCCGGGGCGACAGCUGGCGCCGAGCGACCGAGUCCAGGGGCUGAGGGUGCCCCCCCUCCAGUAACCGGGGUGGGGCGGUCAUCCUCCCUUCCCGUUGGGGGCCCACCACAAGAUACCAUACUGGCCGACGCCGAGGCACUAAUACUAGCUUUUCCAUCUGAGCCCGGCGUCGGCGCGGACCCCCCAGUUCCUGAUCCCGACCCCCAGGUCCCCAUCCGGGAAGCGCCGCAGCCUGGUGGAAUGGCCACGGGGGACCCCUUCCCAGACCCUGCCUGGGAUUCCGAUGCCCCCCCACGUCCCGAUCCUCCCCCCACCCCCGCUUCUGCCCUUUACGAACCCAUCUCCGGUACCGAACCCUCCCCUGUUCCCGAUCCCUCUCCUACCCCCAUGUCUGCCCCUUUCCCCAACCCUGACCCAUCAUCCAGCCUAGAGCCCACCCUCCCCCCCACCCCUACCGUGGAAAACACCCUUCCGUUGCUGUCCCCCCACCCUUUUCCCAUCCCGGCCCCGGCCGUGUCACCCGAUUCACCCCUACCACCUCCCCAAAUGUCCGCUAGUGCCACCCCCGCGAGGGCCGUCUCAUUCCCGCUAGCUAUGGGCGGCCCUCGGGGGGUUGUUUUUGUAUCCCCAGUCCCCGAUCUGUUAGGGGCUGCCGUGUUCCCUCCGCCGCCUCCUCCCUUGCCGGGGUCGGGGGCGGGCAGCUCGGCGCCAGCCGUGUCGGCGCCACGACGGGGAUCGGACCCCUGUUUGCCCUCCUCCGUGGCCUGUGAGCUCCACCUGGGGGCCUGGACGGAGGACAACCCUGGUUCCCCCUCGGCGCUGAGGAGCUAGCUGCGCCAAUUCCUU
Molecule: messenger RNA, 1918 nt
Organism: Pelodiscus sinensis (Chinese soft-shelled turtle)
Lineage: Eukaryota; Metazoa; Chordata; Testudines; Trionychidae
Source: RefSeq, a predicted model, not a curated record